Molecule: messenger RNA, 3843 nt
Organism: Neofelis nebulosa (Clouded leopard)
Lineage: Eukaryota; Metazoa; Chordata; Mammalia; Carnivora; Felidae
Product: leucine-rich repeat-containing protein 37A2-like
Exons: 7
Source: RefSeq, a predicted model, not a curated record
AAUACUGUUGAGGUUGUCUGUAAGACAGUCAAGCUACAUUGUGACAGUGCAUGUCUGACAAAUGGCACACGUUGUGAGCAGGAAGUAUACCUAAGGAAUGCAGAAGGAUCAUUCAUGAAGGUAUUGACAGCUCGAAAGAAGAGCGCCAGCACGGAGCUGACUAUUGAGCCAGAGAAGGCAUCCUCAGACAUAGAUCGUGUCAGUUUGUCAGCCUUUAUGAAUGAGCAGCUAGACUUCAAUGACGAAAGUGAUGUCAUUAGUGCACUGAAUUACAUAUUGCCUUAUUUCUCGGAGGGCAAUCUAGAAGACGUAGAAUCGACGCUGUUACCGUUGAUUAAACUUCUGUUUUCAAAUGUGCAAGAGGGAGACAAGCCCGUGGGUCACUCGAUGAACGACACAGGGGACCCUUCUCUUAAACCUGGAUCCAACAAUUCAACUUACAAGAAUAAACUGAGAAAACUCUACUUUCUGGAAAAUUUGUUAGAUGCAGAAAUUCAGGAAAAAAUUGAUGACGUGAAAAAGAAAGAAAAAAUGGCCAUGCUUAUACAUUCCAGCCUUUUAGGUCCCAAGUUUAAACGUCAAAUCUUUCCAAAGAAAUUGGAAACUGCCCAACCGCAGGAGAAGAGCCUAGACGAGGUUGAGAGUGUGGGGAAAAAGUCCCUGAGAGUGAACAAGGUCAUCAAGGGCCCAAAGGGCAUACGGAAAAGGCACUUAAAAGAACUGAGACAUCAGAACAUCCAGAGUAAACAGAACGCCCAGCCAUCUGUGGAGAACAUGGCCAAGGAAAGAAGGCUCAGGACACCAUCCCCAGGAGAGCUUCCCGUGGCGCACAGGCCCAGCAAAUCAGUGGGAAGCUCCUUCAAUCCAGAGCCUUCGUUCAUGGAUGAGCACAAGGCAGCGGUCUCUUCUCUCAUGAAGCAAUACUCUUUGGACAGGCCUUCUGCCACCCCCGCUCCCAAGGAAAGAAGGCUCAGGACACCAUCCCCAGGGGAGCUUCCCGUGGCGCACAGGCCCAGCAAAUCAGUGGGAAGCUCCUUCAAUCCAGAGCCUUCGUUCAUGGAUGAGCACAAGGCAGCGGUCUCUUCUCUCCUGAAGCAAUACUCUUUGGGCAGGCCUUCUGCCCCCCCCGCUCCAAAAUCCCCACCUGACGUGAAAAAAGAAUCAAAAGACUUAACGUACACCAUUUUUGUUCUAGAAGAUGCAAAUGCUAGAGUUAGAAAUAUGAAGGCUUUCGGACCAGCCUCACACCCCAGAAAGACACACCGCUUUCAUAAAAGUCGCUCCCGUGUGGUCCACAGAACACCCAAGGCCAAACCGAAUCGAAAGUCCAGAAAGGAAAGUUCACUCAGUAAUAGACAGCUGCUUGCAAAGAGGCCUCCAUCCUCUGCAGUCAGGAGCCUCAUAAAUUCCCCUUCACGAGAGGAUUUUUCAUCUCCGGGAGAACUGAGUCCUCAGAAAAAUCCUUUUCCAGAAUUAUUUGCUCCUUCAGGAACUUACAGAGAAAACGCUACUGUAGAGAACACUACUGCCCAAAAUGUUUCUGAAGAAAAUAUUUCUACAGGAAACACUACUGUGCCAGAACAAACCCUCCCUGAAUUCACAGACCGUAAGAAUCUUUCCACUGCUAAUUCUACUGUUACUGCAGACAACUCUAUGCCGACCGUUAAACAAACCAAUGAUACACAACGGGAAUACCACAAUGCGGGCACUGGCUUGCCCCCAAAAGCCACAGGCUUCACUGUGUCAAAGCUCUCGUCCUCAGGUGAUCUGUUUGAAAUUCAGUUAAACCAGCAGCUACAGUCCCUCAUCCCCAGCAAUGACGUGAGAAGGCUCAUUUCUCAUGUUAUCCGGACUUUGAAAAUGGACUGCUCUGAGACCCAGGUGCAGCUGGCCUGUGCCAAGCUUGUCUCCAGAACAGGCCUCCUGAUGAAGCUUCUCAGCGAGCAGCAAGAAGUAAAGGUGUCCAAGGCAGAGUGGGAUACGGACCAAUGGAAAAAUGAGAAUUAUAUCAAUGAGAGCACAGAAGUCCAGAGUGAACAGAGAGGGCAGGAGUCAAGGGAGCUCACAAAAGAAGUUCCAGGCUAUGGCUAUAACAACAAACUCAUCUUGGCAAUAUCUGUGACUGUAGUAGUGAUGGUUUUGAUCAUGGUUUUCUGUCUCAUUGAGAUUUAUUCUCAUAGAACAGCAGCCAAGGAAGGUAAAGAAGGAGGCUCAAGGGGCUUCUUUGGAUCUCUGCUGCGUAAGAGAUGCUCAGAGGAAAGUGACAAUCAGGAGGGCUUUUUCUGGAGAAGGCGGCCACUUUGGCUUAGGGACAUGUACAGACCUCUCAAUGCCACACGCAAGAAAAACAUGGCACAGAAGCUACACGACAAGGAUUCUUCUGAUGAAGAUGAGAUUUUCAACAUGGAACUAGGGGAGGCUGGCAAAGCCACAGCAGAGAAGACUCGGACCACAGAUUCCACUACUGAAGAGCUGGGUGACGAGAGUGAGACAGCAUGUGAGAUUGUCACAGAGUGAACGCCGUCCUGCCUCAGGCCACCUACAAAGUUUACUUUCCGAUACUGGCUUCUCAGCAUUGCGUAUAAAAUACUUGUUUUUCUCAUAUUAAAAUGUAUAAAUCCAUAACCAAUUCUAGCCACGUGGUAAGGAAUUAAAACGUAAACAGUUAAAUAUUUAUCUACAGACAACAGGGGCCACAGGCGAGAGAAGCAGGACUGAAGCCAGAGUCCCUCGUGGUAGCCAGUAUUUCCACAAGACACAGUAUGGGCAAAGUAGGGUGAAUGGGGCGUCUUUCCGUCAUUUCCCUGAUACGGUCAGUCUCUGGAAACUGGAAAACGUAUCUUCAAGGGGCUUAGACUAUUAAGUUAAUUAACAGCUUAUUCUGGUGCUCUCUCCCCUGGCUCACCAAAUACCAGUUAUUCACAACGCGCUUGACCCCCUGCCCAUAGAGGAUCAUCUCUCUCUGGCCCUUCUGUAAGGUCUUUGGGGUUGCCAGACUAUUUGGAUCGCUGAGCCGACCUCCACUGUAGGGCUGAGGCCUGUCUUUAUUCCAAGAGCUCAAACUCAGACACAAAAUGUGUAGUUGGAAGUAGGGUGUUCCUCAACCUUACAAGCUAGUAGAUAAUUCCCAUUGGGCUUCUUUGUUUGUUUUCUUUAAAAAAAAAAAAGUCCCCACCCUCAGAGAGCUAGCAGGGAGAUGCUGGAGGGUUAAAGAAUGUGUGAGAGCAGUAAUUACCCAGGACUGCCCUGCUCAGGCCUUUAUUUCAGAAAACUUAUUGGUGGGGGCACUUACUGUUCACCUGUACCCCACUAGCCUCUGCUGACCCCACCGAGGGUCGGAUGCGUGCGGCUGGGCUCUCUCCAGUUCAGCCCAGCACCACACCUACCACUGCUUUCCUACCCAGCUCAGAUCAGGGCUGCACGAUUCCAAGAGAUAAUGCAGCACAACGUGCAGAAGACGCAAACAUCCCUCCACUUCUGCAGAGGAGGGCGUUAACCAGUCACAUUUAGGAUGUUGGGAGGAGUCGGGGUGCCUGGGUGGCUCAGUCCACUGAGCAUCCGACUUUGGCUCAGGUCAUGACCUCAUGGUGUGGGAGUUGGAGCCCUGCAUUGGGCUCUCUGCUGUCAGCACAGAGCCCACUUCAGAUCCUCUGUCUCCCUUUCUCUCUGUCCCUCCCCCCAGCUCACACACUGUCUCUCAAAAAUAGAUAAACAUUAAAAAUAAUGAAGUCAUCUAUACUUUCUGAGUACAUGAAUGACAGAUUUUAGAAAAAGGACGUCAGAGUCAAAAUACAGUAGUGAAUAAAAGACAUCCUGAAUUAACAAGGUGUGAUAAUCUCUUUU